UAACAAUUGGUUGUUAAUUGCUGGAGUAGGAGUUGUUGUGUCUACAGUCGGCGCUAUGGCCCGUCCUGGUCGAGUGUUGCUGCCGCUGGUUGUGUAUCUGUCAUGGUCUGUUACGAUUACCCAAUCGUACAUAAUUUCAAACCAUCCAUGUUGCCGCGAGCCCAGCGAGAAUGUCACGCUUGCAAUGGUGAUAGAUGCCUACGAGAUAUAUGGCCACGACCCCACAGACAAACUGGACCACUUGGCCCACUACCAGCUAGAAAUGAUGAAGAUUAAACGUGCUCCUGAUCAGUACAUUAUAAACGAGCAUAUUCACAUAGCGACCGAUCAUUUGGCGCGGUUCAUACACAUGCAUCUCAAGGAACUAAAGGUACUGUUGAUUGCCCUGGACGACACGAUAGACAACAUGUUGACGAUGUAUGAUAACCAUAACGCUAUCAAAACUGAGAGGGUUGCUACGUACAACUCUGCGGCCGGUGGCGCCGUGCCUUCCGAGUUUUAUAUGAGUCAAGAAUACUACUGCGGCAGGAACGUGUAUAUCUUUGUGUCUGAGAUGUACAGCGACAUAUACAACAUGGGCCGCGGUCCCCUACCGUACUGCAAGGGUCGGGCCUUCCACUUUCUGGGCUUCGUACACUUCAUGGACGACAAGCGGUACUUCCUGGAGGAAGACCCUAAUGUCGUAUUCAGUAUGGAUAACUUUGUACACGGGCUGGAGUGCAAUAUUGGGAUUUGUAUUUUCAGAUUUCCAUUCAAAAAGAACUUGCAACACGUCCGCGACGUGUCCACUCUUCCGAAGGCUAUCGUCAAAUGUGGUACGGAGAUGUACAAACUGCCGCCUCUAACCGCUGCCUCGUGUAUCAUCACUUCAGGGUCCUUCAUACUGGACUUCAAUAUACAGGGAGUCCGGUUUAGGCAUCAUGAUUAUAUGUUGUUGAUGCCCAACGGACAUACGUACUACACGAAGGAGAAGUACGCCCCGAUGUUCUGCGACCACCACGUCUGUGAGUGGAACUACACCAACUUCUAUGGUGGUCCGUUCAUAAUCCCUGGCGACCCAGGCACAGGUCUGUCGCCAGUGCCGCCGUUCAUAGAGCAGACAUCCGAAGCCAUCCCAUACACCACGGGCAGGCCUGGUGGCGGUUUGGAUCCGGAGUCCAACAUUACUUAUUCACUGGACGGCUGCUGGUAUAUGUUCCCGCCUAACUACGGCUCUAUCGCCGGCAUCAGCUACUUGGACCCGCUCUCCGUCAACGAGUACCGCUUCACUUGCCAAGGAUCCGGGAAUAAAGGCCUAUACUGGUACCCGCAAUGGAUGGGCGCGUCCCCCCACCACCCGUACCCCGCGGCGGGCGACGGCCCGAGCUCGCUGACCCGACCCGUCGAACCAAUCUUCUAUCCCCACCAGCAGGCCGGCCCCCCCUCUACCAUUAUGAUGCCGGAAAGACACUGAAUAUAUGCUUCCUUUACAUA
This is a messenger RNA of Spodoptera frugiperda (fall armyworm), 1473 nucleotides long. RefSeq lists its product as uncharacterized. Bases 56 to 1453 code for a protein of 465 amino acids. The record is from RefSeq and is a predicted model, not a curated record. The transcript is spliced from 10 exons. NCBI's taxonomy places the organism in Eukaryota, Metazoa, Arthropoda, Insecta, Lepidoptera, Noctuidae.